This is a messenger RNA of Pseudomassariella vexata, 873 nucleotides long. Its product is annotated as molybdenum cofactor synthesis domain-containing protein. The coding region runs from base 1 to 873 and encodes 290 amino acids. The transcript has 7 exons. NCBI's taxonomy places the organism in Eukaryota, Fungi, Ascomycota, Sordariomycetes, Amphisphaeriales, Pseudomassariaceae. The record is from RefSeq and is a predicted model, not a curated record.
AUGGCGUCUGCAGACGAACGUAACACAAGGACCAUUCACACGGCAGCUUGUUUGAUUAUUGGUGAUGAAGUUCUUGGCGGAAAGACCGUCGAUACGAACUCAGCAUAUAUGGCAAAGUGGUGUUUCUCCUUGGGCAUGAAUCUCAAAAGAGUAGAGGUUAUCGAAGAUGACGAGUCGGAGAUCGUAGAGGCAGUACAGAUAAUGACUGAUCGCUAUGAUUUCGUGGUAACAAGUGGCGGCAUAGGACCAACACAUGACGAUAUCACCUACCAGUCCAUCGCCAAAGCAUUCGGCCUCCAGCUUAAACUUCACGAGGAAUCAUUCGAGCGUAUGAAGAAAUUGAGCAAGCCCCAUAAGUCGGAGCCCAACUUCAGCUGGGAUGUCGAAUCUCCUACUAAGACUGCCCGGUUGAGAAUGGUCGAGCUUCCCAUUGACGAAUCUCGAGACUUGAAGAAGCAGGUUUUUUUCACGCGCGAUGACUUAUGGGUACCCGUCUCCGUCGUUAACGGGAACAUCCAUAUUCUUCCAGGUGUGCCAAGACUCUUCGAGGAAUUACUGGAAGGCAUCAAGCCCUUCAUCAUCAACCGACUUGUAGACCCGGAGGGCAAGGGCAUCGUACGCAUCAUUAUCUCAACGCCACUAGCGGAAAGUGCGGUCGCGCCUUAUCUCACGGAGCUGGCGACAAAAGUCGAGCCCAGAGGGGUCAAGGUUGGAAGUUACCCGCGCUGGGGCAAGACGCAUAAUUCGGUCACGCUCGUGGGACGUGACAAGGACUACCUCGAGAGCCUGGUGUCGGAGGUUGAGACCAAUGUUCAAGGAAAGCGCGUGUCCGUCGAGGGGGAGGACGAUGAGCCGGAAGUGCCAACAUCGUAG